This is a messenger RNA of Mauremys mutica (yellowpond turtle), 2950 nucleotides long. RefSeq names its product 24-dehydrocholesterol reductase (gene DHCR24). Bases 81 to 1631 code for a protein of 516 amino acids. The transcript has 9 exons. Gene Ontology annotation, cellular component: cytoplasm; membrane. Gene Ontology annotation, molecular function: Delta24(24-1) sterol reductase activity; FAD binding. Lineage: Eukaryota; Metazoa; Chordata; Testudines; Geoemydidae. Gene Ontology annotation, biological process: steroid metabolic process. The record is from RefSeq and is a predicted model, not a curated record.
AGGGACGGGCUCUGUGAGGGGCAGGAGCUGAGGACAGGGCAGGGCUGCAGGGCACAGGCAGGGUCUUCUAGGGGCCCGAGAUGGACCCCUUGCUGUCGCUGGGUGCUGGGCUCCUGCUGCUCGCGCUGUGGGUGCGGCACAAGGGGCUGGAGUACCUGCUGGUCCAUCACCGCUGGGUCUUCGUCUGUCUCUUCCUGCUGCCCCUCUCUGUUCUGUUCGACAUCUACUACCAACUGCGGGCCUGGGCCGUGUGGAGGCUGCACAGCGCCCCUCGGCAGCACGGCCAGCGUGUCCGCCACAUCCAGGCACAGGUGCAGGAAUGGAAAAAUGAAGGUGGGAAAACAUACAUGUGUACUGGCCGACCUGGCUGGCUAACAGUAUCCCUUCGUGUUGGAAAGUACAAGAAGACUCAUAAGAAUAUAGUCAUCAACUUAAUGGACAUUCUAGAGGUAGACAUUGAAAGACAGGUUGUCCGUGUGGAACCGUUGGUCACCAUGGGGCAGUUGACAGCACAUCUGAAUCCUAUGGGCUGGACUCUUCCAGUGGUACCAGAACUUGAUGAUCUCACAGUAGGUGGUCUGAUCAUGGGAACUGGCAUUGAGUCUUCAUCCCAUAUCUAUGGACUAUUUCAACAUACCUGUUUGGCCUACGAACUUGUUCUUGCUGAUGGAAGCCUUGUGAGAUGUACACCAACUGAAAAUUCAGACCUAUUUUAUGCAGUGCCUUGGUCUUGUGGUACUCUGGGAUUCCUGGUUGCUGCAGAAAUAAAAAUAAUUCCUGCUAAGAAAUAUGUAAAAUUACAUUACAAGCCUGUGAGAGGUUUGGAAAAGAUCUGUGAAAAAUUUACUGAGGAAUCUAAAAAGAAAGAGAAUAACUUUGUGGAAGGACUGGUGUACUCCUUGGAAGAAGCAGUCAUUAUGACAGGAGUCUUGACUGAUGAAGCUGAAGACAGCCAGAUAAACAGAAUUGGUAACUACUACAAACCAUGGUUUUUUAAGCAUGCGGAGAAGUAUCUGAAGACUAAUCAAACUGGAAUAGAGUACAUUCCCUCAAGACAUUACUACCACCGACAUACCAGGAGUAUCUUCUGGGAACUCCAAGAUAUCAUUCCCUUUGGCAAUAACCCUGUUUUUCGUUACCUCUUUGGCUGGAUGGUUCCACCAAAAAUCUCACUAUUAAAACUGACACAAGGAGAAGCUAUUCGAAAGCUGUAUGAGCAACAUCAUGUUGUACAAGACAUGUUGGUCCCAAUGAAAAGCCUUGAAAAAUCUAUCAGUACCUUCCACAGUGACCUGAAUGUUUACCCACUGUGGUUAUGUCCUUUCAUAUUACCCAAUAAUCCUGGCAUGGUCCACCCAAAAGGAGAUGAAAUGGAGCUCUAUGUAGACAUAGGAGCUUAUGGAGAGCCUAAAACAAAGCAGUUUGAAGCCAGGGCAUCUAUGAGACAAAUGGAAAAGUUUGUAAGAAACGUGCAUGGUUUCCAGAUGUUGUAUGCAGAUUGCUAUAUGAACCGUGAGGAAUUCUGGGAUAUGUUUGAUGGUUCACUAUACCACAAGCUGAGGGAGCAAAUGAAUUGCAAGAAUGCUUUUCCAGAGGUGUAUGAUAAAAUCUGCAAAGCAGCACGGCACUGAAUCUGGAUAACCUAAGCAAGCAAUCAGGGAAGGAUGGAUUUACCUGUAGUAGUCAGUAUAUCCUUAUAAAAGCUUUAUCACUGUCCAAAUAAGCUCAUGUUGAUGUUUAAAAAUACAGAUUUCUAUUUUAUAAAUUCACAUUCAAUAAUUGUUAGUAUGUUUUUCAAACAAUUUCCCCAACUCAUAGUAAUUUCCUUUCAGGAAUCAAAGUCCUAGCCUACCCACCUCUCUUUGUAGCUUAGUUGCAGACAUAGCGAUGUAGAUGUACAUUUACAUAUUUCUAACUGUAGGGGGGGAAAUUUGGAAAGACAAAGAUACUUAAGUAAAUCAGUUAUUUAUUGCAGUGUACAUCUGAGACAAGUAAGAAGGUCACAAAAUUAGGUGCCAAAGUUGAGAGAAUUAUUUUCAAAUUAAUUAUGACUUUAAAAAUGUCUUUUUCAAAUCGGUAACUGGUGCAGGGUUUAAACUUAAGAGAAGUCAAAAGUUAACACAGUUUAGAGAUGGUUACUGAAACCUUCAAACUAAACUCACAUUACUAAUGCAGGUAAAUAAAUGAUCAUUGACAAAUGUCUUCAUUUCAGACCUGAAUAUCCAAAUUUGUAGAAAAUCCAUGUUGCUUGUGCCUAUCUGAUUUGUUUAUAAAUGUGUGAUUGGUCAUGAGUUUUAGGGAUCUUCUUUUUUUAAUUAAUAUGAUUAAUAUGAUUUGAAGAGGAAACAUUUUGGCUUCCGAGACUACUGAAAAUCUCUGCUGCUAUUCCAUAUAGACAAGUAUUAAAUACAAUUUCUUACUUGUCAUGGGGUCUAUUUUACUUUUUUAUUAUGGUUAAUUUUAGUGCCUUCUAAGUAUUCAGUUGGAGAAGAUAUGGGCCAUUUCAGACCAUUCUAUUCUUUUAGGGGGCGGGAGGGGAACUAAAAGACCUGUUGUCAACAUUAAUAAUUUAGUUAUAUAAGGUCCAUUUGAAUAAAUAUUGGUGAUAAUUGUAAGGGAUAACCUAAAAUCGAGUUGUGUAGUGGAAGUUUGAAAUACAUAAGACAUGGCUCUGACUUUUUGCUUUCCAUUUUAGCUGGAUUAGUUUGACAGGUUUUAAAAAAAGACCCCUUCAACCAACUGAAGAAGAAAUAACAUUAGAAAAAUCUGCAGAGGGCUUACUAUUCAAGCCCCUUUUCUAACUGUGUGUUUCAUGAGCAUGGAAAGUUUGACAUUGCAUAUGGUACAACAUUUUUUAAAUUGGGUCCGCAUCUGGUCCAAACUACUUAAAGUUAUUUUAACAUUUGUUGGGCUUGUGGAGAAAUGUAUGUUCUUGCAUUCUGCAUAAUGU